Lachancea fermentati is the source of this 1653-nucleotide messenger RNA. Lineage: Eukaryota; Fungi; Ascomycota; Saccharomycetes; Saccharomycetales; Saccharomycetaceae. The record is from the annotation of a GenBank genome assembly.
AUGUCCUUGGUUCACGUUAUUGAUGUCGAGAGUGGUAAUUUGCAAUCCUUAACGAAUGCCAUUGAGUAUCUUGGCUACAAAGUUCAUUUGAUCAAAGAUGCCCAAGAUCCGGAAUUGGCCAAUGCUUCGAAGUUAAUUCUUCCCGGUGUUGGAAAUUUUGGUCACUUUGUGGAUAACUUGCAGUCUAGAGGUUUCGAAAAGCCUCUGCGUGAAUAUAUUGCGUCGAAGAGACCUCUAAUGGGUAUCUGCGUGGGCUUGCAAACUCUUUUCAACGGUUCAGAGGAAUCUCCUGAAAGCAAAGGUCUAUCACUAAUUGAUCUAAAGCUCACCAAAUUUGAUAGCUCUGAAAAGCCCGUCCCUGAAAUCGGCUGGAACAAUUGCGUCCCCAAAGAUAGCCUUUACGGUUUAGAUCCAUACAGAAGAUAUUAUUUCGUCCACUCCUACGCCGCUAUUAUUAGUCCUGAUACUAAAACACAGUUGGAAAACGAAGGCUGGAAUGUUGCUACAGCAAAAUAUGGUAGUGAAGAAUUCAUUGCAGCUAUCUGUAAGGACAACAUAUUUGCAACACAGUUCCAUCCCGAAAAGUCUGGACUUGCUGGUAUAAAAAUCAUUGAUAACUUCUUGAAACAGCAACAUCCACCUAUUGAGCACACCCAAAGAGAGAAAGAGCUAUUGGGUAACGAUUACUCGAACUAUGGUCUAUCAAGAAGAAUCAUUGCCUGCCUGGAUGUGCGUACCAAUGAUCAAGGUGAUCUGGUUGUAACAAAGGGUGACCAAUAUGAUGUUCGUGAGAAGGCUGUUGGUGGAAAUGUCAGAAAUCUCGGUAAACCAGUAGAACUCGCGAGAAAAUACUACGAGCAAGGCGCUGAUGAGGUUACAUUUUUGAAUAUUACGAGUUUUAGGAACUGCCCAGUGAAAGAUGCUCCGAUGUUAGAAGUUUUGAGACAGGCUGCGAAGACUGUUUUUGUUCCUCUUACUGUUGGAGGUGGUAUUAAAGAUGUUAUUGACGUUGAUGGAACAAAAAUUCCUGCCCUUCAAGUUGCGGGGAUGUAUUUUAGAUCAGGAGCUGACAAGGUAUCGAUAGGUUCAGACGCUGUUUACGCCGCCGAAAAAUUCUAUGAGCUUGGAGGAAAGGGUGAUGGUACUUCUCCAAUUGAAACGAUCUCUAAAGCGUACGGUGCUCAAGCUGUUGUGAUUUCAGUGGACCCGAAAAGAGUUUACGUUGAUGGACCUGACUCCACUAAGCACAAAACUUUGAAAACCAACUUCCCUAAUGAAAAGGGGCAAAGUUGGUGUUGGUAUCAGUGCACUGUUAGUGGUGGUAGAGAGUCCAGAGAUAUGGGCGUCUGGGAACUCACAAAAGCAUGUGAAGCACUUGGUGCAGGUGAAAUUCUUUUGAACUGUAUUGAUAAGGAUGGAUCUAACUCUGGCUAUGAUUUAGAGUUAAUUCAGCAUGCCAAAGAUGCUGUUAGCAUACCAGUAAUUGCAUCUAGUGGUGCAGGUGCCCCUAAGGAUUUUGAAGAGGCCUUCAUAAAAACUGGAGCUGACGCCUGUCUUGGCGCCGGUAUAUUCCACAGAGGUGAGUAUACUGUAAACGAUGUCAAACAGUAUCUUCUCGAACAUGGCCUCAAAGUCAGAAUGGACAGCAAAUAA